GACUGGACAAGCCUUAUAAAAAUAAAACUUUAUAUUUCCAUUCAUUCAAACUCGUCUCCACUUUAUCAGUUUCCUCUGUGUGAAUGUGCUGUUUAAGGUGAAGCGACUCCAAACUCGCAGCGGCGUUGGUAAAGAAGAAGCAGGUGUCCAACAUGGCGAACGCGGCCAGCGGAGCUCUCGCAAGUCUCCUGCUUUUAUCAACGAUUGCGGCAGCUGUUCUUCAAGGAGCAGCUCAGUAUCCAGUCCAAAGCCAGAACCUGGUGACAGACAACAUCUCGGUGGUGGAGGGGGAGACGGCCACUAUCAGCUGUCGAGUCAAAAAUAAUGAUGACUCCGUCAUCCAGCUCCUGAACCCCAACAGACAGACCAUCUUCUUUAGAGAUGUCAGACCCUUGAAGGACUCUCGCUUUCAGCUGGUCAACUUCUCAGACAACGAGCUGCGCGUGGCCCUGUCCAACGUGUCUCUCUCGGAUGAGGGCAGAUACGUGUGUCAGCUCUACACGGACCCUCCGCAGGAGGCCUACGCCGACAUCACUGUGCUGAUCCCACCAGGCAACCCAAUCAUCGAGUCACGUGAGGAAAUUGUAAGCGAGGGCAAUGAGACGGAGAUGACCUGCACAGCUAUGGGCAGCAAACCAGCCGCCUCCAUCAGAUGGAUGAAAGGAGACAAAGAGCUGCAAGGAAGGUCCAAAGCAGAGGCCACAGAUGACAGGAUGUACACUGUAACCAGCUCGGUAAGGCUCACUGUUACAAAGGAGGACGAUGGUGUUCCUGUUGUCUGCAUUGUAGACCACCCAGCAGUCAAGGACUUUCAAGCCCAGAAAUACCUGGAGGUGCAGUAUAAACCAGAAGUGAAGAUUGUCGUGGGGUUUCCUCAAGGACUGACCAGAGAGGGGGAAAACCUGGAGCUGAUGUGCAAGACCAAAGGCAAACCAGAGCCUCAGCAGGUGAACUGGGUGAAGGUGGAUGACGACGUGCCCUCUCAUGCCGUCAUCACCGGCUCGGACCUCUACAUCGAGAACCUUAACAAGUCCUACAACGGUACUUACCGAUGCGUGGCCUCGAACUCAGUGGGAGAAUCCUACGACGAUUACAUCCUCUACGUGUACGAUGCCCCCACCACCACCCCUAUACCCACUACAGCCACCACCACCAUGUAUACCACCACCUCUCUCCCUGGUAUCACCCAAGACGCUGCGCCCAGCACUGAACCCGCUGCUCACGUAGACUCCAGAGCAGGAGCAGGAGCUCAAAGAGCGGUGGAUCACGCCGUCAUCGGUGGAGUGGUGGCGGUCGUGGUCUUCGCCAUGCUUUGUCUUCUUAUCAUUUUGGGCCGAUACUUCGCAAGACACAAAGGUACCUACUUCACACAUGAAGCGAAAGGGGCAGACGACGCAGCCGAUGCCGACACGGCCAUCAUCAACGCUGAAGGCGGACACAACAACUCGGAUGAAAAGAAGGAAUACUAUAUCUGAUUGUACAAAUCUCUGGUGGUGUUAUUAAUAUUAAUAUUAUUAUUAUUAUUUUGUUUUGUUUUUGGAUGGUCGGGACGGGUGGGGCAUGGAGGGGUUAAGAACUGGGAAUGCUUUGCUGUAUUUUUGUUCUUCUUCCUGGGGAUUGAUUUAAUCUAGACUACAUGGACACCUGAGAUGAUUUAGCCAUUGUCUUUGAGGGGGUUGGUGGUGGGGUGGGAGGGAUGGGAAAGGGAUGGGCUGUGGUUGCUAGAUGUUACCAUGUAUCACUAUAGAAAGCUUCACCAUUGAACACCUCCCAAACUGCUGGUACUCUUUUUUUAUUCUUCCUCCUUUGGUUCUGACCAUUUGCAGAAACUUCUGUGCCUUGUUCUGAAUUUCUUUUCUCUGUCAAGCUUUUGGUUUCGAACUCCCGAGUGUCAUGCUUCCCCACACAUAACCGCAACCGGUUCCUUUAUCUGUGUUCCUUUUAACCAGUGUCGCAGUCUGCUUUCCUAUGAGGGUAAAUAUACACAGCGCCUCAAGACACUCCUGCACUGUGUAGGCAUCAAGUUCUUCUACUGCAAACCAAAAUCCCAUCAUAUCCGAUCUUCUAUACUGUGAGAAGGCCAGGUUAUAUGGCAUCAUUUCUGCAUCCUUUUAGUAAAUUUCAGAACAUGUGCAUCACUUUAUAAAUAUCCAAGAAUUCAAAUGAGCAAAAGUAAAAGUAUGAUGCGUUAAACUCCCACUUGGUUACAUGUUAGUACUAUAGGACUGCACCUGUUUCUGUCCUGGCAGGCCUCAAGCAAAAUUCCUUUUUUUUUUUUUUUUUU
Messenger RNA from Clarias gariepinus (North African catfish), 2284 nucleotides. It is a transcript of the gene cadm1a, whose product is annotated as cell adhesion molecule 1a. Gene Ontology annotation, cellular component: plasma membrane; neuron projection; synapse. Gene Ontology annotation, biological process: cell recognition; detection of stimulus; susceptibility to natural killer cell mediated cytotoxicity. Gene Ontology annotation, molecular function: signaling receptor binding. The record is from RefSeq and is a predicted model, not a curated record. The transcript is spliced from 13 exons. The coding region runs from base 153 to 1475 and encodes 440 amino acids. NCBI's taxonomy places the organism in Eukaryota, Metazoa, Chordata, Actinopteri, Siluriformes, Clariidae.